Perca fluviatilis (European perch) is the source of this 4466-nucleotide messenger RNA. It is a transcript of the gene myt1b, whose product is annotated as myelin transcription factor 1b. The record is from RefSeq and is a predicted model, not a curated record. Gene Ontology annotation, molecular function: RNA polymerase II cis-regulatory region sequence-specific DNA binding; DNA-binding transcription factor activity, RNA polymerase II-specific; zinc ion binding. Gene Ontology annotation, cellular component: nucleus. NCBI's taxonomy places the organism in Eukaryota, Metazoa, Chordata, Actinopteri, Perciformes, Percidae. Gene Ontology annotation, biological process: regulation of transcription by RNA polymerase II.
GUUAGGGAUGCUCGCCGAUAGACACAAAGGACAUGAGGAAGACGUUUGAAACUUCGUGCCGGCAGGGACCGAUGCUGCAUCUAGAGCCUCUGUCCACACGAGGGCAGACAUGGGCAGGCUUUUUCCUCUACAAUGUCAAAAUGAAACCCGUUGAACCACCUCCUAUUUACUGUAAAUGUUUGAAAAGGAAAUCACUGUAGUUCCCCAGCUGUCUUCACCUCCUCCAGCGUCCCAACGAACUUCAACUGACAAAAUCCAGGCACAUGGUGAUGUAUAGCCGGAUUCUUCAUCUCGAGCUCAAUGGGUCAUCGCUAGCUGUGCUCCCACGCUCCGACCGUCACCAGGCUAUGAGGGAUGGUGAAUUCUCUGAAAAAGAAAAUGAGUUCCGGGGCGAGCUGGUGAACCAGCGGUGGACACGAGGCGAGAGGACCAGCAGCCGCUGCCAGGCCUCCCAGAGACUGCAGAGCCGUCGACCAAUCAUGAUGAGUGUAGAGGGUGACGACAAGCGAACUCGCACUCGGUCCAAGGGAAUCAGAGUUCCUAUUGAGCUCGUAGGACAAGAGCUGAGCUGCCCCACCCCUGGAUGCAAUGGCUCUGGCCAUAUCAGUGGGAGAUACUCACGACACAGAAGCAUUCUGGGUUGCCCCAUAGCCAGAAAGCGCCGGCUAGAGGAAGCAGAGGCCGAGCAGGAGCAGGACGCAGAGCAUCCUGCCUCCAAGAGGAGGUCCCACCCCCUGAAACUGGCCCUGGACGAGGGCUUCAGCGCGGGAAGCGACAGCGGCAGCGAGGCCGAGGGCGAGAAGGAUGGAGAGAAAGCAGUAGAGACCAGGGAGGAGGAGGAGGAGGAGGAGGAAGAGAGGGAGGCAGCUGUAGAGGAGGAGAGACAGGAGAUGACAGAAGACCUGACGCAGGAUGGACAGACAAAUGGACAGGAGGAAGAGACACAGAUGGAGGAGGAAGAGGAGAGGGAAGAAGAAGAGACAUAUCAGAAGGAGGAGAACACAUUCGCAGCUGAUGAAGAGGAGUGUGUGAUCAUCGAGCCUGAGCUCGGAGCAGCGCCGCCCGCACCCAAGAAGUGUCAGUCUCACUCCCAGUGCACCGAAGAGGUGGCCAACUCUCUCCUCUACCUCGGCCGAGUCUCCGACAACAGUGCUCCAACUGUGGCCGUUCAGCAGCCUGUUGCUGUGGAGACGGAGGAGGAUGUCGCCGUGGCAGCGGAGCGGGGUGAAGAAGUAAAGGACGAGCAGGAGGGGGACAUAAAUGAGGAGGAGGAGGAGGAGGUGGCACGCAGAGUUCAAGUACUGGAAGAGUCAUCUGUUCUGCAGAAGGAGGCAGCUGAAGAGGAGUUGGAGGAGGAGGAGGAGGAGGAGGAGGUAGAAGAUGAGAAAGAGUGCCCAGAAAGGAGCAACCAUGUGAGCCAGGAGAACCACCAAUAUCUGCCCGAAGAUGUCCGCCAUGAACAGAACAAGGAAGAAGAGGAGGAGGAGGAGGAGGAAGAGAUGGCAACGCCAGCACAGCAAAGGCGGGGCACUCUAGCAGAAGAAGAGGAGGAUGAGGAAGGCGAUGAAGAGGACCACAGGGAGGUGAAUCACAUUCUGCCCAUUUCUGACGCGCCAACUGCCAUCCGCACCAUCACCAGCACCGCCGCAGCUCAGGGAACACACAUCACGGCUGGAGACCACAGGGCCAGUCCUCUGGAGGACUACAACUCACACAGGGCGAGUCCCCUCGAGAACUACAACACCAACAAAUAUGACUCUCAUAAACCUAGCCCGCUUCAAAACUACAAGGCCAGCCCUCCUUUAAGCUACGGCUCUCACAGGGCCAGUCCGCUGGAGGAAUACAUAACCAGCCUUCGAGGCGAGAACUAUAAAAUCCACAAAGCCGCGUCCUCCGCCUCUCCUGACAUCAUCGAGGUGCGAUCAGACAGGUCCGAGGAGAGGGACUUUGACGACGUGGACGGGGAUGACGAGCGCGACGACGAAGACAGCUUGUCGCAGCGCUCCACGGUGACGGACGAGUCCGAGAUGUUUGACAUUACCCGAGGGAACCUGGGCCUGCUGGAGCAAGCCAUCGCCCUGAAGGCAGAGCAGGUGAAGCCGGCCGGGCCCAGAGAGCUGCUCCGCGCCCCAGAUAUCCACCACCAGCGAUACUUCACCAUGGAUGACAGGCCCAAGCACCUGGACGUCAUCCGCAAGAGCUACUUCAGCAAAGGUAGGGCAGAGUACGUUGUCUUCUCCUCAGUUCUGGCCAUGCAUGAAAAUGUGCUGAAGUGUCCAACCCCCGGCUGUACCGGUCAGGGCCAUGUUAACAGCAACCGUAACACACAUCGCAGUCUUUCUGGAUGCCCCAUUGCUGCUGCAGAGAAGCUGUCCAAGGGCCACGAUAAGCAGCUUCUCUCUCAGCCAGGCGGCGAGCACCUCAAAGGAAGUCCCAACGACAGAGUGUUAAGGCCCAUGUGCUUUGUGAAGCAGCUGGAGGUGCCCCAGUAUGGCAGCUACCGGCCCAACAUGGCGCCCGCCACGCCUCGCGCCAACCUUGCCAAGGAGCUGGAGAAGUACUCCAAGGUGUCCUUCGAUUAUGCGGCCUUCGACGCUCAAGUGUUCGGGAAGCGCAUGCUCGCUCCAAAGAUGCCCACCAGCGAAACGUCACCCAAAGCCUUCAAAACUAAGCCCUCGUUCCCCAAGUCCCCAUCACCCAGCCUCAGUCUCCAUGGCUACGGGAAGAGCUCCUCCCUGGCCUACGACUACUCCCAUGAUGCCGAGGCCGCUCACAUGGCUGCCACUGCCAUCCUGAACCUGUCUACACGCUGCUGGGAGAAACCUGAGAACCUCAGCACCAAACCCCCAAACAAGGAAAUAAACAUUGAGGUGGACGAGAACGGCACCCUGGACCUGAGUAUGAAGAAGCCCAUUAAACGAGAGGGCAGUCUGUCCGGCACCAGCCCCGGGGUUCGGUCCCCGGACCCUUCCUCCUCCUCUUCCUCACUCCAUCACGGUGGAAGCAGCGGGAUGACGUCACCAAACCUAAACGCCUACAAGCAGGAGGAGUGGGAGGGACCUCUGGAUUACACCAAACCCAACCGCCAAAGGGAGGAGGAAAUGGACGAGAUGGAGCACACAGGCCAGUCGUUUGUCUCGUCGGACGCAGAGGACUGUGACAUGAUGCAGGACUGUCUGGAAGACAGGAAGUACCCGGGAGAGGUUACGACUCCAAGCUUCAAAGUCAAGUUCCAGCCCAAGGAUAGCAAGAAAGAGCUGCUCUCCUGCCCUACACCAGGUUGUGAUGGCAGUGGUCACAUCACUGGAAACUAUGCGUCCCAUCGCAGUCUGUCUGGGUGUCCUCUCGCUGAUAAGAGCCUUCGGUCCCUCAUGGCGGCCCACACCCCUGAACUCAAAUGCCCCACACUAGGAUGUGACGGCUCGGGUCACAUCACAGGAAACUACUCCUCCCACAGAAGUCUCUCUGGGUGCCCGCGUGCCAAGAAAAGUGGAAUUAAAACUCCUACCAAGGACAACCAGGAGGACUCCGAGCUUUUAAAAUGCCCAGUGCCGGGCUGCGACAGUUUGGGUCACAUCAGUGGGAAGUACGCCACGCACCGCAGCGCCUACGGGUGUCCGCUGGCGGCGCGCAGACAGAAGGAGGGUCACCUGAACGGCACACCCUUCAACUGGAAGGCCUUCAAGACAGAGGGGCCUACCUGUCCCACCCCAGGUUGUGACGGCUCCGGACACGCUAACGGAAGCUUCCUCACACACCGCAGCCUCUCAGGGUGCCCCAGAGCCUUGUUCCCAAAGAAGAAGGCCAAGUACCCCUCAGAGGACUACCUGAGCACCAAGUUCAGGGCCAGUGAUGUUUUGGACAACGAUGAGGACAUCAAGCAGCUCAACAAAGAGAUUAACGACCUCAAUGAAUCCAACAAUGAAAUGGAGGCUGACAUGGUCAACCUGCAGACUCAGAUCUCCUCCAUGGAGAUGAACCUGAAGAGCAUUGAGCACGAGAACAAGCUGAUCGAGGAGCAGAACGAGGCUCUGUUCAUGGAGCUGUCUGGUCUCAGCCGCGCUCUGAUCCGCAGCCUGGCUAAUGUACGCCUGCCACACAUGCAGGGGCCAAUCACGGAGCAGAACUUCGACAGCUACGUGAGCACCCUGACCGACAUGUACACCAACAAGGACUGCUUCCAGAGCCCCGAGAACAAAGCUCUGCUGGAGAGCAUCAACAAAGCUGUGAAAGGCAUCAAAGUCUGAGGCUCGACACACACUUAACACACAGAAUGCACACUGUCCCGAAGCGCUGGCCGGAGCGUGACGGAGGUGGAUAUGGAGGGACGGGGGAGAUGUUGAAGUACUCUACAAUAUAUUGAAGUACGAUUUCAAAACGAUGGAUGGAUUCAAAAACAAAAAAAAGGGAAUUCAGGUUAUUUAAAUAAAUGGCAACUUUAAAAAAAAAAACAUAAACAAAAAAAA